AUGAGUUUUAAACCAUUAUUAGGCUGUGUUUGCAUGAGUUUAACAACACAAAUACUGUUAGCGAUCUAUGUAGCUGUUAUUCCAGUACAAAAUAAAUUCGAAACGUUUAUAGGUUUAGUUUUACCUGUUGUCUACUUAAAUUACGUUAUUAUUGGCGUUCCAUUAUUCAAUUCAAUAUGGGGAGAAGCCAAUAAUGCAAUUACAUCAGUUAUUAUUAUGAGUAACGAUAUCGUUAUCAUUCCUAUUUAUCAAACUUGCGCAUCAUUAUUCUCUGUACGCAAAUCUAAAGAAGAAGCUGCCAAAAAAGCUGCAGAAAAUCAAGUAGAUGGCGAAGAUGUUACAGAAGGAAAGAAAUUUACGAUUAAAGACUUUGGAAAAAUUUUAUUAAAUGUCUUUAAGAGUCCAAUUAUUCAAGGCAUUAUUGUUGUCAUGAUCUACUCACUUUCUACAUUGAAACUUCCUAUAUAUCUUGAUCGUUUCCUCUAUACUAUCCAAGCAUCUUGUGUUGGAUUGGCUCUUUUCUCUGCUGGAGGGUUUUUAGCCAAGACUUCUCUCAUAUCAUGUACAUGGCUGGAGUUCUUCACUGCUAUUGGCUUCAGAUUCAUUGUUAUGCCUUUCUUUUCUUGUGUUUACUCUUAUGCAAUUAAGUUAACAAACCAACAGAUCAGACAAUGCCUCUUAAUGUGUCUUGUUACAUCUUCUACAGCUGUUUAUCCUAUUACUCAAGGUACAGGUAUAAAAGUUGGUGUUGCAUCAACAAUGGUCCUUUGGUCAACAAUCUUAUUCGUUCCAUUCAUGAUCUUAUGGAAUUUCGUACUUGAUAAGAUGAACUUGUUCAAGGAAUAA
Trichomonas vaginalis G3 is the source of this 846-nucleotide messenger RNA. Its product is annotated as intracellular auxin transport. Gene Ontology annotation, biological process: transmembrane transport. The transcript has a single exon. Gene Ontology annotation, cellular component: membrane. The record is from RefSeq and is a predicted model, not a curated record. Bases 1 to 846 code for a protein of 281 amino acids. Lineage: Eukaryota; Parabasalia; Trichomonadida; Trichomonadidae.